This is a messenger RNA of Caenorhabditis briggsae, 2175 nucleotides long. It is a transcript of the gene Cbr-kap-1, whose product is annotated as Protein CBR-KAP-1. Lineage: Eukaryota; Metazoa; Nematoda; Chromadorea; Rhabditida; Rhabditidae. The record is from RefSeq and is a predicted model, not a curated record. The coding region runs from base 1 to 2175 and encodes 724 amino acids. Gene Ontology annotation, molecular function: kinesin binding. Gene Ontology annotation, biological process: microtubule-based movement; cilium organization. The transcript has 13 exons. Gene Ontology annotation, cellular component: ciliary transition zone; kinesin II complex; axoneme.
AUGCACCAAGUAACGAUAGACGCUCAUCCAACGGAACAGGCAAUUGUGGUGCGCUUUGAUCAGUCGUCGGGUUCACCAUCAAACACACUCAAAAAGCGUGCAUCAUCUGCCAACGUGGAAUCACUAGGUUAUCAGAAAGUAAUAAACUUGAAAGAGUUGUCUCCCAAUGUGGACAUUCGCACUCUAUCGAACGUUAUCCUUCAAAUAUGCCUAUUCAUUCCUGCCACGUCACGAAGUCAACUGGAGCAGGUUUUAUAUUUUCUUCAAAAAAGAGGCACCCCGAGAAUGAGUUCUUCGAGAUCUCGAAGUUCAUCAACAGUUUCCUUUGAUCGAAGAUCAAGUCAGGCGGCAGUUUUGAAUGUGGAUUUGGAUAAAGUCGAUGAAUACAUUGAAUGUUUCUAUGGAGAGACAUCAGCGGAGAAAAACAAAGGAGCCGUGGCACUUCACGAGCUCUCGAAAACACCCCAGAAUCUGACUGCACUCGUGAAUAACGGUAUAUCUGUGUGUCAAAGAUGUCCUAAUGUCCAUUUUCCAGAGACUCUCAUGAUGGCACUGGCUCGAGUUUUCAGAGAGGAUUGGAAGAAGCAUUUUGAUGUUGCCACAAAUAUUAUGAAUCUAUUUGUGAAUAUGUCAAAGUUUUCGAUUUUUCAUGGAAUAUUGCUACAUCAUAAGAUCGGUUCCCUAUGUGUCAACGCAAUUGAGCACGAGACUAAACGAUAUGAUUUAUGGAUUGCAGAAAUGAAAAAAGCUGAUCAGGAGACGCAGAGAAAGUUAAAAAAUGCUAUAAGAAAACAAGCAAUGUUGCUAGCAGCCUGUAUCACAAUGCUCACCAACUUGGCAACCGAUAUCAGUGUGGAGUUGAAAAUGGUCAGACGAAAUCUAGUGGUUCUGCUUGUCAAAUGUCUUCAAAUGUCAUCAGACUCUCCGAACCCAUUAACCACUUCUACUGUCAAAUUCCUGCUGAAAUUGAGCAUUUUUGAAGAGAACAAAAUAGUAAUGGAACAAAAUGGAACGAUUGAAAAAUUGCUGAAACUAUUCCCAAUUCAUGAUCUGGAACUUCGAAAAGCCACCAUCCAACUACUCUUUAAUUUCUCGUUUGACCCAAAAAAUGUGCCAAAAAUGGUUAAUGGAGGAUUAGUACCACAUAUGUCAUCACUGAUUGAAAGUGAUAAUAAGGCAUUGAAUAUGUUGUAUUUGUUGAGCUGUAAUGAUGAUGCCAAAGCGAUGUUGGCUUAUACGGAUGCGAUACAGUCGUUGAUGCGUGAUGUGCUCAGUGGAAGAGGAAGUGAAGUGACGAAAGCAGUCCUUCUGAAUAUCUGUCUAGAGAAACGAAAUGCUCAAUUGGUAUGUGGUGCUGGUGGACAGGGCCUAGAUCUUUUGAUAGAAAUGUCAAUGGAGUCAAGAGAUUUGAUGCUGAUCAAAGUGAUAAGAGCCAUUUCUAGUCAUGAUGGACCGACACAGAAUAUGUUUUUGAAAUGGAUCGAUAAACUUUUGGAUGUUGCAAAAAGCGAAGGAACCGAUAAUUCUGAAUCUAAAUCUUCAUUUGGUUUGGAAUGCAUGGGAGCUGUGGCGGAGAUUAAAGUUGCGCCAUGGGCAAAAAUAAUCCAAUCUCAUUCUUUGGUUCCUUGGAUGAAAGAUCAGUUACAAGAAGGAAUCGACGAAUCACAAGAAGUCACUGUACUUCGAGAAAUAAAACCAUUGCAAUUACAAAUUGUAAUCACUUGUGGAACGAUGGCAAGACAACUCGAUGCUGCACGACUUUUGGUUCCACUGAUUGACACUUUUGUGCAUUUGCUUCAAUCUUGCCAAAUUGAUGAUGAGUUUGUCGUUCAGCUACUCUAUGUAUUCUUGCAACUAUUGAAACACAAAGACCUCUCGGCUCGUCUGAUGACCCAAGAUUCAGAACUCGGAGCCCAUAUGAUUGAUUUGAUGCAUGAUGCCAACGCAGCAGUCCGUGAAGUAUGCGACAACGCUCUACUGAUAAUGGGAGAGCACUCGGAAGACUGGGCGAAACGAAUCGCUGGUGAACGGUUUAAAUGGCACAAUGCGCAGUGGCUGGAAAUGGUUGAGCGCGACGAUCAUGAGUUCAACAACUAUGACAACGAAGAUUUCGGAGCGGAUUUCAACUUCGAUAAUUUUGAUGAUGACUUCGAUAUGAAUGAGAAAUUGUUUUAA